AAACUGACUUUCUAUUGUUUGCUAGAAAAUAGAUUGGGGUAUUUGUAUGUGGAUCUCGAGGGAUCCGAGCCUCGUAUAAAUUAUACCUCUUCCACCAAUAACCACGUCUUACCUAUGUGUGUUAUUUAACAUAGGCAAUUUAGGUCGUUCCUGUUGUUAACCCUAUUCCGUUAACUCCGAGUUUAGCUACACGACAAUGGAAGAGUCUAAUUUCCAAAACUCUACUGGCAAAGUUGAUGUACCAAGCAGCAAACAGGAGUGUUACGUAAAUCACUAGAGUUUCCGGCGCUCGAAACUUUGGCCAAUCAGAUAACUGGUAAGAAAGCGUUUUGAACAUACUCGUGUUCUUAGAAUCGAUAUGAUUGGUUCAAUGUAUGUCUUCGUUGGAGAGGGCCACCAUGACGGAUAACAUAAGAAAGAGUCCAUGUUUUUCAUCUCCCAUUAAAAGAGCGGCAGCAAUGGACACACUCAGUUGACACUGUACCCAGACAUGGCCAAAGUAAUUGGCUCCAAUAAUGAUCUGUCUGUCAAAUACAAAGCCAUGACAUGUACUCACCAUUAUGCUGAAGGUCAUCAAUAUUCCUACCAGCUUAGUGGUGAAAUGGAUGCAGUAGGGAGUGAGGAUAGGCCGGCUUCUCCUGGUAAAGACAACGCCCAUACAUACUUUGAUCAGAAAAUCGAAAUACCAAGAGAGGAGAAUGAUUUUGGUUUUAGCUUGCGCAGGCUGUGGGCGUUCACAGGGCCUGGGUUUUUGAUGAGCAUCGCCUAUCUAGACCCUGGGAAUAUUGAAUCAGACUUGCGGCAAGGAGCAGUAGCUAAGUUCAAGUUACUAUGGGUUCUUAUGCUUGCGACACUCAUGGGACUCAUUAUGCAGAGACUUGCUCUUCGCCUAGGCACUGUUACAGGGAUGCAUUUAGCAGAGGUCUGCAAUGCAAAAUACCCCAGAAUCCCCAGGAUUAUUCUGUGGGUCAUGGUGGAGAUUGCCAUCAUUGGAAGCGAUAUGCAGGAAGUGAUUGGUACUGCCAUUGCAUUCAAUCUGCUAUCAAAUGGGAAAAUACCCUUGUAUGGUGGAGUACUUAUCACUAUAACAGAUACUUUCAUAUUCCUUUUUUUAGAUAAAUAUGGACUUAGAAAGCUUGAAGCUUUUUUUGGAUUUCUAAUUACUAUCAUGGCAAUUUCAUUUGGUUAUGAGUAUGGUGUUGUAAAACCAGAUCAAGUAGAGGUUGUUAAGGGACUUUUUACUCCAAUGUGCAAGAAUUGCAAUCAAGAAGCUAUCCUUCAGGGUGUUGGUAUUGUUGGUGCUGUUAUCAUGCCGCAUAACAUGUAUUUGCAUUCAGCUCUUGUAAAGUCUAGGGAAAUAAAUCGAAGUGAUAAGAAAGCUGUCAAAGAAGCAAACAUGUAUUAUUUUAUAGAAUCAGCCAUAGCCUUAUUUAUAUCAUUUAUUAUUAACAUAUUUGUGGUGGCGGUUUUUGCUGAGGCAUUUUAUGGGAAAACAUAUCAACAAGUGUUCCAGGGUUGCCAUGAUCAUGGGAUACCACAGAUCAAUGUUUUCAAUGCCACAUCUCAAGGAAAGCAUUGGAAUGACACAAUUGAAGGGGAUUUAUACAAGGGGGGUGUUUUUCUUGGGUGUGUUUUUGGUGCUCCAGCACUGUACGUCUGGAGUAUUGGAAUUUUAGCCGCUGGACAGAGCUCAACAAUGACGGGUACCUACUCUGGGCAAUUUGUGAUGGAGGGUUUUCUCAACAUUUCAUGGGCUCGCUGGAAGAGAGUUCUCUUCACCAGAUGCAUUGCUAUUGCGCCCACACUUGCUGUUGCAUUCUUUGAGGGUGUCCAGGAUCUCACAGGAAUGAACGACUUCCUGAAUGUACUACAGAGUUUACAGUUGCCGUUUGCAUUGCUCCCUGUUCUUCACUUCACUAGUGACAAAUCCAUCAUGGACGGCUUUGCAAACUGCAGGGUAAUGCAAGGCCUUGUUUGGUUGCUGUCUAUGUUGGUUAUUGGAAUAAACAUGUUCUUUGUCGCCACAAGUUUGGGCAAGCUCCCCGUCAAUGUAGGGCUGUAUAUACUGGCCGGGGCACUCCUCUGCUUCUACAUAGCAUUUGUAGGAUAUCUGGUAUACUUGGCCGUAGGAUUCUCAUUCCUAGACUUUAUACCUUGCCUUCGAAAACCGGUGAGUUCAUACGAGCGACAGGAAGACGACGAAUCCGAAGGCACUAUAAACGGCUAGUUAUUCCUUCUGGUUAACCAAUUUAUAUAAUUGCGCAAUCACAAAUUGUUAAAAUUAUCUGAAUAAAUGGAACUUGAUUUGAUAAUAAAUUGUACUCAGCUUUGA
Molecule: messenger RNA, 2332 nt
Organism: Nematostella vectensis (starlet sea anemone)
Lineage: Eukaryota; Metazoa; Cnidaria; Anthozoa; Actiniaria; Edwardsiidae
Product: natural resistance-associated macrophage protein 2
Exons: 26
Coding region: 491-2227 (578 amino acids)
Biological process (GO): metal ion transport
Cellular component (GO): membrane
Molecular function (GO): manganese ion transmembrane transporter activity; iron ion transmembrane transporter activity; cadmium ion transmembrane transporter activity
Source: RefSeq, a predicted model, not a curated record